ACACCUGCUUCUGGAACCGUCCCCACUCCCCGAGGAAGGCGACGGAGGUCUCGUAGUCGGCCAUGCUCUGUCUGUCUGUGCAGCUGCGGGCGCGCAAAAGUGGGGCAGAGUUGACGAGUGACACCGAGGGAGGACUGUUCGGCAUGUUGUGACUCUCCUGCUGGAGGUGUGGGAAAGCUUGUUCACCCAGCCGGGUGGAUCAAAAACUCCAAGAACUAACUCCACUGAUGAAGUCCAUUGUUCCAGCAAGGAAGAGACACGGCAGCAGGCACGUAUACUCCCUCCCUUACACUAAACCAGUGAAGUGCAGUAUUCAACUAUUUUUUUUUAAACUUUUAUCCUGCCACACAGGACUCAGACGCACUCUGUACCUUUCUAUCCUGAAGAACAAGUGACAUAUUAUCUAAAGGUCUAAGGUCAGAAUACAAAACUCUGUUCCCUCCUUCGUUGCAACUCACUGAAUUUUCUCCCAUCUCCCUUCCCAGUUGACAGUUGGCCUCUCCAGUGUCUCUCUGCCGUACACGUGUGACAGGAGAGAUGCCAGUGGUGGGCAAAUAACACUAUGGGCCAAAUAUGCAUACAAAUUCAACUGGCAAAUUGUUGAACCCUUUCAAAAAUGUUUCUAUUUCAUAUUAAAACGCGACGUAUAAAAACGUUCGGUUGGUAUAAUCUGAAGGAUGAGCAGUGAUAAUGUUGAACGUUGAUCGUUUAUUAAGAACAUGUGUAUAAUGUAUAAAGUCCAAAUUUUUAAUUCAAGCAUAUUUGAAAAUAAAUGGUCCAACUAAUCAAUCAAUCUAUCUGACUUCAUUUUUAUAGCACUUUUCGCACCAAAAAGAAAUGCAAGACAAAAAAGAUCCCCCCUUCCCUCCGAUAGACAGGCACACACAAACACACGCGCAGACAUUUACUCAUGGUCAAACAUACGAUGCAAGGCUCAAAAGAGCAAAAAAAAUGGAUGAAUAAAACAUUAAGUAAAAACAUGAACGCCUGUAUCUCGCUUAUUUGCAAUGAGGACAAACUUCAACUAAGGCGAAGAACACUUUGCACCACGGGACAGGGCAGAGUCACACGCACAAAUUCGUGUCAAUCAACAACUCAGUGUUGUAAAGGGGCCAUUUAAGCAUUUUUUCUGCAAGUCGUUUCACUUCAAAUUCAAUUUUAUCCACAUUUAGAUGCGUGUGCUCGAACAAGCGAUGUGCUGAAAACCACUUUCAUUCACACUCAAUGAAUAACGUUAGCCGUGUAAACCAUGAGCUCCUCAGUCGUGGGAAUACACCUGCCGUGAAAGCCCAGAGUUCUCAACUCGGUUGUUCGACAGAGGGAUGUGCUCACUUGUACGACACGCUGUGUGCAAACUAGCAGUAGACAGACAGCGGCGGUGGAUGCGUCACUUGAAAUGAAUGUGCACAAGACAGUCGUUUUGGGACUGCUGCAACGUGUGGAGGUGCGUGUCCAUUUGCAGGCCCGCGUCAGGCCCUGUAUAUACAGUCGCUUUUAGACAAGACGUGUUCUAUGAGUGCAGAGGUCUGCUCCUGGGUUUAGAGGUGAACCCGUGUUCAGUUGUCAUGUGACUAUCACAGAGUCAGAAUAAAUCACAUGACUCUUUAUCCACUUGUGAGAAAUCUAGUUAGGAUACGCGGUAACAAAGUUAACUGAACCCGCAGCCGCAUGUGAAGCAUCUUUACUCAAGGUUUUUCACCACCGAGCGCGAAUCAGACGUCCGGGAUCGUUUGAGCACUUUGAUGGGAGUUGACCAUUCAGCCUGUGGACUUUGAUCAGUCGUUCGUGAACGCCAGUGGCUGUCCUCUCAGUGAUGAAAGACUGUGAUCUAAUCCCGUUACAUAUUCAUGACUUUAGCCAAGACCAGAUACUACAGCUCAGCAUCCUGUAGACCCUUGAUUAUCUCCAUGAAAGGAAAUCCCUGCAGGUACUGAUUAAACUGAUUGAACUGAUUGGCAGUAUCACCAGGGACACAUAGGUGAGAGGAAUUGUGGAGCUGAGUUAUCAGGGCCCCGACCCGAGGAGGGCCAUCAAAAAAAGACAUUAAAUGUUUGGUUUUAUCUGUAAAUUUAAAAAAAACAAAACAACAUAACAUUAUUAGCAUUAUAAGUUGGCAGAACAAGUAGUUUGUGUAUCUAUAACCUUGACAGUGUAGGGUCCACAGGUCACUGCACUGAUGCAGGACUUAAAACAUGAAUUCAUUAACAUUAACAUUUUAACAUAUUACAUAAGAGAACUGCACACACAAAAAAGUUUCAAGCAUGUUCCUCAUGUCAUUGCAGGGAGGAAUAAUCCAGCAGACUGAAAUGGAAAUGUUUGCAUCCCAAUGAACAAUGUAGACAUUGUAGUCCUUUUUGAAACACGUUUGCCCAAAGUAGUUGAUUAAGUCAAAGGGCAAACAGCUGCAUUCAAAAUUCCUUCAAAAGAAGGGAACACGAACACAUCCUGCUAGCAGUUUGUGUUUUAAUAAUGGGAUGUAAUUUUUUUUGCUCAUACUGUAUAUGGACUGUGAGCUUUUCUGUUGAAACGCAGUUGCGGCUGGUGGGUUAUUUCACUGAGGAGGCGACUCGUUCUGUAAUGUUCUAAAUACCACCACAACGAAAGCUUGACAAAGAGGACAGGAAUACGAUGACAUUUCAGGUCGUGCGGAUUUUAAUGAAAGGCAUUGUAACCAUGUCAUCGCUUAUUACUGUAAUAACCGCCGCAGAGGGCACACAGCUACUUGUACAUGUGUGACAAUGGACGUGUCAAAGGGGAAAGGGAGCCAACAUUUUUCACGCAUGACUUGGGUUAAUGUGCUGCACCACAAAGCCUGAGGAGGAGGAAAGUCUACAUGUGGCACAUUAGACCAAAAUCUAUAUAGUAAAAUUCAGAGAAUACUAAUUUGAACACAAUAAACGUGAAAGGAACAUAUGGCAGCUGACAGGUUUUUUUUUAUAUGAGGAAUAUUGGCAGUAUAUUCAGAUAUUUCAUUCAACAUUCCGAAUGCCUGCUUGCCUCUGCAGUGUGGCUCAAAAAAAGAGUCCAGCGAGAGUCUCAAUGCUACUUAGCAACAUUUAGAGUACAGGCACGUGCUCCUCUUUAGGGUAUUUAAAAGUGUGGAAUGUUGUUUCGAGAAAAUGCCACUUUGACCGCAGCGGUGCGGGGGCGGGGUGGGUAGAGUAGCCUCUCUGAACCUUUUGAUCAUUUUUUUCCUUUUAGUAAAUCCAAUCAAAUCAGCGGGUCAGAGGUGUCCCAUUCACCCGUCUCAGAUAAAUAGGUCUCCCCUCGGAGAAAGCCGAGGUAUAUAUACGGUGUGUCAGGGCAUUCUUCCUGUAUGUCACUCUGAGAUGGGGGGGGGGAAAAGUUGUUUCCUGGAAAAAAUAGGGUUUAGUACUCCCAGGGUUGGAAAGUAACGUCUUUUGAAUUGCGACUCCGUCCCACUGAGGGGACCAGCACUCUCUUCCCCGCAGAGAGUUCGACCCGACCCCUCUGGUGCUAAGCUGAGGACUCUGAGAGGGAUACAGCGCCUCAUACUCUGAAGGAUUUCAGAGGAUUUUUUUCUUUCUCCCUCAAGGGCAGGGAGGCAUAUUUUCAUAUAUAUAUAUAUAUAUAUAUAUAUAGAAUGGGAGACUAUGAUGAAGACACUGCAUUCCUCGGACAGACUGGUCCCUUUUUCUGGAACACAUUCUUCCUCCUGAACACAGUUUUUGUCUCAACUGGAUUCAACGGGCUUUACAUCGUCUUUGUUGGAGCGGCGCCGAAACACCACUGUCUCGUUCCGGACGUCAACUUGACCGAGGAGUGGAGGAACGCCAUCAUUCCCGUUACGAUAGUGGACGGGGAAGCUGUGCCCAGCCAGUGCAGCAGAUACAGGCUGGACGUGGUCAGAAACCUCUCUGCCGAAGGAUACGUUCCCGGAAGGGAUGUCAACCUCACCAACCUGGAGGAGGAGGGAUGUCGAGAUGGAUGGAACUACAGCAGAGAAAUCUACCAAUCCAACAUAGUCACUGAGUGGGACCUAGUUUGUGACAACAAGUGGAAGGUUCCCUUUGCAUCCUCGACUCUGUUUGUGGGAUACCUCGUCGGAUCCUUGAUCUCGGGGCAGCUUUCUGACAGGUUUGGGAGGAAGAAGGUUGUUUUCAUCUCUCUUGCGGCCCAGUGCGUCUCAGUCCUGCUCCAGUCCUUCUCUCACUCGUGGAGGAUGUUCUGUAUCAUGUUCCUCUUUGUUGGAGCCUCCCAGAUAUCCCUCUACAUCUCUGCAUUUGUACUAGGAACGGAGGUGUUGAGUAAGACUAUGCGAGUGCUCUUCGCAACUCUCGGGGCGUUUCUCUUCUACUGCAUCGGGUACAUGACUCUACCCUGGAUCGCGUAUGGCAUCCGAGAAUGGAGGACCCUGCUUGCUGUUCUGUCCACAACUGCCGUGGUCUACAUCCCUCUCUGGUGGUUCAUCCCAGAGUCUCCCCGGUGGCUGAUCACUCAGGGAAGAGUGAAGGAGGCUGAAGCCAUAGUGAGAGAGGCUGCAAGGAAAAAUAAAGUUGAGGCUCCGGCUGUCAUUUUCAAAGAAGUGGAGGGGAUGCCUCCGUUCAAGAAAUACACAAUGCUUGAUAUUCUAAAAUCCAAGAACAUCAGAUGCAUCACACUGGUGUGUCUCCUUCUGUGGAUGGCGAUAAACAUCGGGUAUUUCGGUUUGUCCCUGAACACGUCCAACCUGAGCGGGAAUCCCUUCAUGAACUGUUUUUUGUCGGCGACCACUGAGGUCCCUGCCUACAUUGUUUCCACUGUCCUGCUGAAGAAAUGUCCGAGGAGAGCGCUGCUGUCGUCGUUCCUCUUCAUUGGAGGUGGCGUUCUCCUGCUCAUCCAGUUCAUCCCUGACACCCUCCAUUACGUUGCUCUGGCCCUGGAGAUGACCGGGAAGUUCGGCUUCACGAUGGCCUUCAGCAUCGUCUACAUCUACACCGCUGAGAUCUACCCCACGGUACUCAGGAACGUCGGCAUGGGAAUGUGUUCGUCUGCUGCUCGCAUCGGCAGCAUCACGGCUCCCUACGUCAUCUAUUUAGGUACUUAUAAUAAGGCUUUGCCUUAUAUCCUCAUGGGAAGUCUCACCAUCGCCUCCUCCGUGUUGAACUUCUUCCUUCCCGAGACCCUCAACAGAGAUCUUCCAGAAACAGUGGAGCAGAUGCAAGAAUGUCAGGGGUUAUGCAAUGGACCCAAGAAGAAGAAAUAUGUAGAAAGUGAAGGAGGGGGCAACCCACCUAUACAAAAUGAGACAUAAUCGGAUGUACACAUACUUCAUGCAUUCAUGAAUCUUUGCUAUGUUUGGAAAAGAAAGAAAGAAAGAAAGAGAGAGAGAGAGAGAGAGAGAGAGAACGAAAAAGAAAUACAAUCCCAAACAUGCACAGUGGGGUUCAAAAAUCUAAUUCCAAGAAGUGUCUUUUUUGUAUAAUUUUUAAUGAUACCGUUUUUUUACUCAGUUGGUGCUGGUUGAUUUAAUGCAAAUGUUACAUCUUUAAAUUUUUGUAUGAAAAUUGAACUGCAUGUGUGUCUGAUUAGUCUGGGAUGCGUGUGUCGCACAAUACAUGCAAUUAAAAAAAUGAACAUUAAACCAUUCUUAUUCACAGUCUGAAUUUUUUCCCCCAUCUUUUAACGAGGUAAUAUCCAUUUCGAUCCUAAAUUAAAUGGUAGUCACCUAUUGAAAAGGAACAGUUGAAGGAGUGGAUGCUGAUUCAGGGAGACGGAAACCGUGGAUGUCUUAAGCAGAAGUAUUUAUUAUAAGAGCUCAAUAUACAUCAAGGGAUUUCUGGUUCGUUUACACAGGUCAACAAGGUGGUCAGUGUAUGGCGCCCCGAGACAAUCUGCCUGUUCCCGGUCUCUGUAGUGUGUUUAGUUCAGGGUAAUGUCGCCAUCUCCCCGCGACCUUGACACCUCGAGAGAGAC
Messenger RNA from Scophthalmus maximus (turbot), 5916 nucleotides. It is a transcript of the gene slc22a5, whose product is annotated as solute carrier family 22 member 5. The transcript is spliced from 11 exons. The record is from RefSeq and is a predicted model, not a curated record. NCBI's taxonomy places the organism in Eukaryota, Metazoa, Chordata, Actinopteri, Pleuronectiformes, Scophthalmidae. Bases 3605 to 5254 code for a protein of 549 amino acids. Gene Ontology annotation, molecular function: transmembrane transporter activity. Gene Ontology annotation, biological process: transmembrane transport. Gene Ontology annotation, cellular component: membrane.